Molecule: messenger RNA, 1000 nt
Organism: Macrosteles quadrilineatus (aster leafhopper)
Lineage: Eukaryota; Metazoa; Arthropoda; Insecta; Hemiptera; Cicadellidae
Product: E3 ubiquitin-protein ligase CCNB1IP1-like
Exons: 5
Coding region: 129-893 (254 amino acids)
Biological process (GO): reciprocal meiotic recombination
Cellular component (GO): synaptonemal complex
Molecular function (GO): ubiquitin protein ligase activity
Source: RefSeq, a predicted model, not a curated record
AAUGUUAAGAUGUUGGAAAUAAACACAAACAAAACCGUUGCAACAUUUUCAUAGUUCUAUCAUCAACACCAUUAAGUUGAAAACACGGGAAAGUAACAAAUUCAUUUUUAUCAAUUUAUAUAUUGGUAAUGGCAGAGUCAAGUUUGACGUGCAAUUAUAGAAACUGUAAAGAACUGUUAAUCGAUUUUGCCUGUGUGACAAGAUGUUCUCACAUAUUUUGCAUAAACCAUUUUAUUCAAGGCGAGGGUGCAAAUAAAAGAUGUUAUGUAUGUGGGGCAGUUUUAGAAGGGGACUUUGAUGUCAUACGGCAUGAUAGUCUUAACCCAACUGAAGAGGAAAAAUUGUUUUUGCUUGCUGGUUAUUCUUCUGAGGUAAUUUUUAACAUAAUGGUUAGAGCAAUUCAAUUUUGGGAUUAUCAAACAAACGUAAAAGUAAUGCAGUACAAAUAUAAAAUUGAAAACAUGAAAUCCUUCUUAUCUGAAAAAGACCGUUAUAUUGAAAAUCUGACUCUAAAAAUAAAACAGCAUAUUAAGAAGGAGCAGGAGAAAAUCAAUUAUCUAAAAAAUGAGGUUGAAAAGCUGACUGCUUCUGCUAUAAAUUUGGAGAAGCAAAUCGAAGCAAAGAAUCGACAAAUCUCCUACAUGCAGUCCAAGUACGAUGAUCUCCAUCGUCACUCUAUGGCAUCUCAGAUUACACAGGAGACCAACAACAUGGACAUUGAAGAGUUAGCAGAUAUUGUUUGCUCCCAGAGUGCAAAUGUUACCAACAAAAAUCCUCCACCAGCAACACCGGUAUUUGUGUUUGAGCCAAAAGCAAGACAAACUCCUAAUUCCCGAUCAUCAGGCUCCUUCCAUCGCAGUUCAUCUUCUCAGACUGGUUUCCUGUCUUUCUAGAGCUCAAGUCAAAAGUUAACUAAGGGUUACAAGCAGGAACUAUAAUGUAUUGCCAGUGUUAUCCCAUAGACAUAGUAAAAUAUAACUAUUUGCAUGUUGUAUGAGAA